AUGGGUUUGGGAAAGCAAAUUGGCAAAAAAACCGCCCGUCAGUUCCGUGUUUUUGGCCGUGAAAGAGAGAAACUUUCUCUCCGGCAUCAACUUCGAAAUGACAACAUCAAGAAAGAGGUAGAGAUUGAAAUCACGUCCCGCCGUCGCCCUCCGCCAACUACGAGGUGUAGUUCACUCCAUGACCGAUGGGGGUAUGAAGCAACGAAAAGAUCAUCUUACGUGAGCUCGCCUUCCUCGAGUUCGUCUUCAAUGAGUUGGAACAAUGCGGGUCCGUCCGCCCUAUCACCCGCUCUCAUGCUACAGCCAAGAAUACCACAGAAAAACUACGAGGCACUUUCUUAUAUUAAUUCCUAUGUCCCCCCAGACGACGACAGUCCUAGUAGCUCCAUUCGACGAAUGAGUCCAGGCCCUGGAUAUUUUCAACAUGAAGUAGAUUCAUCCGACAACAAUGCCUGCUUACUAGAGCCAGUAGAGGUACCAGAACGACCAGGAGCGGUAUUAACACCCGAGCCACCAUCACCAGGUGCGAUAGUAGUACAUGCAUCGCCAUCGCCAUCAUCGACAUCAUCAGAAGUACACGUGAUGAUGGGAUGCUCUCAUCGGAUAGCAUCAUCACAGCCCGUCAGCUACCAAGAAAGCAUCGACUCCGACCCUGAAGAGGACAUUCUCCCGGACCAAAUGGUUGUCGGAACCGGCGGUCUGAUCGAGCAAAUCGUCUUCCCAGACAAACAUCCCGAAUGGAUCGACGACUGCACCGUGACGCUCAAGUUCAAGAUCGUCGACAACCCGCGGCAUUUCCCAAAAAACGUGCAGAGUCUAGUAAAACCAAAACACCAAGCUGUAGGGGAGAGACGUAUUUCUGGACCCGAACCAGGUGGAAACUACCGAGAGGUGCCGAACCCGCCUGCCGGAAUCUUUCAAGGACUUGCACCGGUUGUGACAGACCCGGACAGGUUGAGACAGGAUAUUAGGUCGCCUAUGGAGAUGGAGCCGAGUGUCCAUAGGGAUAGGGAGCCGCCGAAGUUGCCGGUGAAUUCAAAGGCGGGGUCGGGAGGAGAGCGAGAGGAGGGCGCCGAGGACAUGGACGAGCAGGAAGAAGAGGGAACAAAGAGAGACUAUCAGAGACUCCAUGAAGAGGCUAAAGCUCAGCCACGGGGAUUUAAGAAAAGGAAGAGGAAGAGGCGUAAACAAGGUAGUCAAGGGGGGCCAGAGCUCUUUACGGUACCGGAGCGGAGAUCGAGAUGGCGAACGUUUGUUGAUGCUAUGAGGCGGUUCCUGACUUUGGGUCGGUAG
This is a messenger RNA of Sordaria macrospora k-hell, 1293 nucleotides long. RefSeq lists its product as uncharacterized. Lineage: Eukaryota; Fungi; Ascomycota; Sordariomycetes; Sordariales; Sordariaceae. The record is from RefSeq and is a predicted model, not a curated record.